This is a messenger RNA of Brenthis ino (lesser marbled fritillary), 339 nucleotides long. The record is from the annotation of a GenBank genome assembly. Lineage: Eukaryota; Metazoa; Arthropoda; Insecta; Lepidoptera; Nymphalidae.
AUGUCCUUCUGGCCGAUUUCUGCCACGGCGGCCAAUCUCAUUGAGACUAGCCAACUGCGCAGGAGAUAUUAUAGUGCACAAGUGAACGCGCAGACACAACGUGCACUCUCUAUUCCUGUCACUCUCAUACUCCGGUUGGACGACUACUCGACACGACCGGUGGGAGUUGAGGCGCAGGACAACGGUUUUACGUGCUCUUCGAAGCACGGGGGUGAAACUCGAACCCAGACUGGAACCCAGGACUCCGGUUGUGCAGCAGUACAUGCUAGCCAUUGCACCACCGAGGCAGUUAACAACAACAAUAGUGUGCGAAACUCAUAUACUGAUUCUAAAAGCAAA